AUGGCAUACGUAUUCGAAGAUUGCGUAGACAGGAAGGUCGUGAACGCUGAUAGAAGUCCGCAUUGGGCCAAGAAAGUGAUGGGGGUGCAUCCUGGGCAUGAUCACGUAGAUACGUUACCCGGAGGCCGUCUGAUAGCUGGAGCUGGGUUGGAUAAUUCUGAGAGGCCCCGACUUGAGCUCCUCUAUUACUUGCAACCCAAGAUACCCGAAGCAGGAUGUUCAAUGUUACCUCACGUCGUCUCAGCUCUCGAGUUCGCCAUUUGCUGCCGUGGCAUUGCUGCAGUUACAUACCCAUGGAAAGCCUUGGUGAUUCGGCCAGGAUGUCGUGUUACAGAUUCGCGACGACCAAUUAUCCUUACCAGUCGGCACUCCAACCACUCGGGUACAUCGACCUUCUUCCAACGCGAAUCACCACUGCUUUUGACCACCUCCCACAAGCCGCCCAACCCUCGUCAUUUUCGACCGAACGGCGACGACUCAUAUGGCCCUCGAUUAGGCGACUUACCCCCCUUCCGCAAUUCCGAUUACUUUCUAGUCUCUACGCCCGUAGACGUGGACGACCUCGUAUUUUGGAAACGGAAGACGCGCACAAUGGCCAACGUGAGGCAUGUUGGAAAUACUUCUUCACCUUCCACCGUCAUAGUCCAGUACGUGGCGAGCCGAGCCAGUGUCCUUCGACCCAAUUUGGCUGCGGCUGCUGAAGCUGAAGACCGACUCCAUGCGCCUUCAGACUCCGGGUGUCCUUUCCCGUCUUUAACCUCCUUCUACAAUCACGGUUUCGGUGCCUUCCAUGCCGUUCUUUUCGACCUUGGCGCCCAAUGA
Messenger RNA from Laccaria bicolor S238N-H82, 822 nucleotides. RefSeq lists its product as uncharacterized. The record is from RefSeq and is a predicted model, not a curated record. Bases 1 to 822 code for a protein of 273 amino acids. NCBI's taxonomy places the organism in Eukaryota, Fungi, Basidiomycota, Agaricomycetes, Agaricales, Hydnangiaceae. The transcript is spliced from 4 exons.